AUGGAUACUUUCCCUUAUUUACUGCCUACUUACUUUGUUAAGGAAUCUUCGUUUACCUUAGCAUCGGCAGUUGGGAAACCUUUGUUAUUAGACAUGGCUACUAUUAAUAAAACCAGGCCUAAUUGUGCUAGGGUAAAGGUACAACUGGAUUUAUUAUUAGAUCUUCCUAAGUUUGUUAUGAUGGAGAUUAAAGAUGACCAAACCAAGGAAGUAAAUGUUAUGAAAGUGAAGAUUCAGUAUGAUCAUUUGCCUAAGUAUUGUACUGAAUGUAAGUUACAAGGCCAUGCAAAGAAAGAGAGUAGAGUGUUACAUCCUGAGUUGAAGGUAGAAAAGAAAGAGGAUGUUAAUGAAGGAGAGGCAGAAGUGAAAAAACUGAGGAAGUGA
This is a messenger RNA of Lycium barbarum (goji berry), 384 nucleotides long. RefSeq lists its product as uncharacterized. The transcript has a single exon. The coding region runs from base 1 to 384 and encodes 127 amino acids. The record is from RefSeq and is a predicted model, not a curated record. NCBI's taxonomy places the organism in Eukaryota, Viridiplantae, Streptophyta, Magnoliopsida, Solanales, Solanaceae.